Syngnathoides biaculeatus (alligator pipefish) is the source of this 11109-nucleotide messenger RNA. RefSeq names its product laminin subunit alpha-3. Gene Ontology annotation, cellular component: basement membrane. Gene Ontology annotation, biological process: cell adhesion; regulation of embryonic development; axon guidance. The transcript has 77 exons. The coding region runs from base 215 to 10429 and encodes 3404 amino acids. Lineage: Eukaryota; Metazoa; Chordata; Actinopteri; Syngnathiformes; Syngnathidae. The record is from RefSeq and is a predicted model, not a curated record. Gene Ontology annotation, molecular function: signaling receptor binding.
AACCAGUCCCCAGUACCCGCUUGUUCGGAACCCGGGAGCAAACUUGCAGCACGCGCGUCGCGUGUCUCGGAACGUUUCCACCUGCGGCGGGUGGUCACGUGACAGGCUGGACUCGGGCGAGUAUCUGAGCGCGUCAAUGGCGCAGCCCACCCGAACCACGACGACGCGCCUCAGGAGAUGAGGAAGCGCGCAGUCGGGACGUGCAGUGUGGAACAUGGGGAGAGGGACGACGGGAGUUCACCUCCUCGCACUUUUCGUCUCCAUUAGUCUUUGCAGGUGCUCGCGCGCGCAAGAAGCGUUCGGUGGACUCGCCGGUUUUAGUCUGAGUCCUCCGUACUUCAACCUGGCUCACGGAUCGAGGAUUUCCGCCACAGCAACCUGCGGGGAGGAUGAGUCCGGGAGACCGAGAGAUGAUUUGUACUGUAAACUCGUCGGGGGGCCGACGGCCGGACACCUCACGCAAAAUAUUCGGGGCCAGUUCUGCGACUACUGCAACGCCGGCGACCCGAGCAAAGCCCACCCGGUGGGCCACGCCGUGGACGGCACGGAGCGCUGGUGGCAGAGCCCGCCUCUCUCCAAGGGGCUCGGCUACAACGAGGUCAACCUCACCCUGGACUUCGGUCAGCUAUUUCAUGUCGCGUACGUCAUCAUAAAGUUUGCAAAUUCCCCGCGACCCGACCUGUGGGUGCUGGAACGCUCCGUGGACAACGGGAGGACCUUCGACGCCUGGCAGUAUUUUGCGCAGUCAAAGCGCGAGUGCAUCGAAAGGUUCGGAAAGCAACCAAACGCUCGACUCGUCAACGACGACGAUCAGCUCUGCGUCACGGACUAUUCCAGAAUCGUCCCUUUGGAGAACGGAGAGAUCGUGGUGUCCUUGAUCAACGGUCGCCCAGGCGCCCGCGACUUCACCCGCUCGCCCGUGCUGCAGAGCUUCACCAGGGCCACCAACGUGCGGCUGCGGUUCCUGCGCACCAACACCCUGCUGGGUCACCUCAUCUCCAAGGCCCAGCGAGACCCGACCGUCACGCGCAGGUACUACUACAGCAUCAAAGACGUCAGCAUCGGCGGGCGCUGCGUGUGUCACGGUCACGCUCGGGCGUGCGGGGCCGGCGGCGACCCGGAAAACCCAAACAAGCUGCAAUGCGAGUGCCGGCACAACACCUGCGGGGAGUCGUGCGAGCGCUGCUGUCCGGGCUUCAGCCAGAAGCCGUGGCGCGCCGCCACCGCGGACAGCCCCGACGCGUGUCAGCCCUGCCAGUGCUUCGCUCAUGCGGCCGACUGUUACUACGACCCCGAGGUGGAAGCCAGGGGAGGAAGUUUAGACGUCGCCGGCGGGUACAGCGGAGGAGGCGUUUGCAUCAACUGCCAGCACAACACCGUUGGAGUUAACUGCGAGCGAUGCAUUGAAGGCUUCUUCAGACCCUUUGGAGUCGCCCCCGAGUCUCCCACCGGAUGCAUACCCUGCAGGUGCGACGAGCGGACCGCGGCCGGUUGCGAAAUGGGUUCCGGGAGGUGCGUCUGCAAAGCCCAGUUUGCGGGGGAAAACUGCCAGCGCUGCGCAGACGGACGCUAUUCGUACCCGCAGUGCAUCCGAUAUCCCGAGAACCAGAUGACCACCAAAUCCCCCGCCGGACCUAUUAUCGUACCGACUGGCUGCCCUGUGGGUUACUUUGGCUCAAUCAUUUGUCAGCGGUGCGAGUGUGACGCCAGGGGGACGGAGCGGCAAGUGUGCGACGCCUCGGGCCGCUGCCUGUGCCGCCGCACUGUGGCGGGCCGGCGCUGUGACCGCUGCCGAGCGGGCCGCGGCCCCUUCCCCGGCUGCCACGCGUGUACUUGCGACGGAGCCGGUGUGGCCGAGAACGCCUGCGCUGAGAGCGCCACGUGUGUCUGCCUGCCCAACUACGAAGGACAGAACUGCGAGCGAUGUGGACCGGGCUACUACGGGUACCCGGAAUGCGCCGCCUGCCAGUGUUCCCGGGAAGGCUCGUCCGGGUCCCCGUGCGACCCGGUCUCGGGCCAGUGUCCGUGCCUGCCCGGCGUGGCGGGCCGGCAGUGUGACCGGUGUGCUUCGGGACUCGGGUUCCCAUCGUGCUCAGCCGCCAUCAGUCAGUGUAAUCCGUAUGGGACGGAAAGCAGGGAGCCUCAAACGGGAUCUUGCCGCUGCCGAGCCAACGCGGAGGGCGCGUCGUGCGACAGGUGCAAACCUCUUCACUGGAACUUGGCGGCCGCCAACGCCGACGGCUGUCAAGAGUGCGGGUGUGAUGUCGAAGGAACGCUGAGCGGGGUUGCAGUGUGUGAGCAGAGAAACGGGCAGUGCCGCUGCAAGCACCGCGCGGGCGGCCGCACGUGCGAUUCCUGCGUCGACGGCUACUUCCUGUUGCAGAAAAAGAAUUAUUUUGGCUGCCGAGGUUGCGAGUGCGACGUCGGGGGCGCCGUCAGCGCGACUUGUGACGCGACGUCCGGCCAGUGUCGCUGCCGCAGUAACAUCGUCGGCCUGAAAUGCACGCAGCCCGCGCCAGGUUUUUACCUCCCAACGCUGCAUCAGCUGAAGUUCGAGGCGGAGGACGGCACCGCGCCCAACUCCAGGCCGGUGCGCUUCGGUUACGACCCGCGAGAGUUCCCGGAGUUCAGCUGGAGAGGUUACGCUCAGCUCUCCCCUGCACAGAGUGAAGUCAGAGUAACCGUGCAUGUUGAGCCCGAAGAUGCCGGGCGCAAGUUGUUCCGCGUGGCGCUGCGAUUCACUAACCCGAGCCGCGCCGGCGUGAGCGGCUGCGUCGAGGCGGCUGAUAACAGAGACGCUGCAGCGUCAGGACAGCGCAAGGACGUGGUUUUCCCUGAAAGUCCGGAGCCGUCCUUCCUCACUGUGCCCGGGGACGGCUUCGCUGAGCCUUUUGCCUUGACGCCUGGCAACUGGAUCAUCAGCAUCAACGCACCCGGGAUUCUGCUUGAUUAUUUGGUCCUGCUGCCUCAGGAUUACUACGAGGCGCCGCUGCUGCAAGAAGAAAUCACAGAACCCUGCACGCAUGCGCCCGCGGCACCGCGGAACAAAAACUGCCUCCUGUACAAACACGCGCCGAUGGACGCGUUCGGCUCGGCUUCGGGCUCGCGGGGGAGCGUCUCGAGCCGGAGGGGCCGCGAGAGGAGGCGGGCUAGCGUGCGGCGGCCCACCCCGGCUCACCCUGAGAUGGCCGCGCUGCACGGCGCGCAGUCUCAGCUGCAGCUCAGUCUGCGCGUGCCUCAUCCGGGGCCUCACGCUCUGGUCCUGGAGUACGCCAGCGAGGUGGACGGCGUCCAGAACGUCAACAUCCUGGUGGGAGCCCAGGACGGCGGACGGACGAGAGCCAGGGCCGACGUUUACGGCUGUGACUACAGCUUUUUGUGUCGGAGCGCGGCGCUGGACAGCAGGAACCAGCCGGCCAUCGUGCAUCUGGCCCACAGAACCGAAGUCGUCCUGCAGACGUCCGGCGCCUCCUUCCUGCUGCACAAAGUCUACGCGGUUCCCGCUCGGGAGUUCUGCAUGGAUUACGUGGAGGCCAAGGUUCUGUGCGUCUCCACUCACGGUCGCUUCACGGAAGACAGUCAGCACUGCGUUCCGAGUCACUCGGGCAAGCACUCGCCAGGUUGGGUUUUGCGCGCAGGCCGCGACGGGAAGCUGAACGCCGCUCCCCGACAAGGAGACCACGCGGACCGGCGCCAGAGACGCCGGUCCGACGUCUCCCCGCGCGGCGACGGGAUCCUCCUCAAAUACCCGCAGACGGAAAUCCGCUUCACGCCGAAGGUGCCCGUCCCUGGCAGAUACGUGCUGGUCGUGCAUUACCGGCAGCCCGAGCACGUUUCAUUUCCUGUGGAACUUGAAGUGGACGCCGGAUAUAACUGGAAAGGUUCCAUCAACGCGUCGUUCUGCCCCUCGGUGUCGGGCUGCAGAGAGGUUCUGGUGGCCGACGGGCGCGCCGUCCUGGACUUUGCCCAGCACUCUUGGCGCCUGCCGAGCAUCUCUGUGCUCGUUCCUCCUCGCAAGACGCUCAUUCUGCAUCAGAUAUUGCUGAUCCCCGAGAGUCGUUACACUCCUGACCUCGUGCGAGAAAAUCCUCCGGAGAAGUCGGCGCUCUUCAUCCGGCAGUGCGGAGGGGGGGCCUUCUUUAUUCACCCCCGAACGUCCUCGCGGUUCUGCAGGGACUCGGCGCGCUCCCUGGCGGCCUUUUACAACGGCGGCGCGCUGCCUUGCAAUUGUGACCCGUCGGGUUCCGCUGGAUCCGUGUGCGACCCGGAUGGAGGGCAGUGCCCCUGCAAGCCUCGCGUCAUCGGGCUGAGGUGCACCAAGUGUGCCACGGGCUACUACGGCUUCCCCUACUGCCGACCGUGCGAGUGCGGCCGCCGGCUGUGCGACGAGGUGACGGGUCGUUGCCUGUGCCCGCCUCAGACGGUCCGGCCGGCCUGCGACGUGUGUCGGAACCGCACGUUCGGUUUUCAUCCCCUGCUGGGCUGCGAGGGCUGCGACUGCGCCGGGGACGGCCUCCGCGCCGACGCCGGGCCCGGCUGCGACCGCCUCACCGGACAGUGCAGCUGCAAGCUCAGGAUCGGCGGGCGCCAGUGCGAUCGAUGCGCCGCGGGCUAUUACGGCUUUCCCGACUGCGCCCCUUGCGACUGCGAGCACGGCGGCGUCACGCCCGGCGUGUGCCACCCCGACACGGGGAGGUGUCUCUGCAAGGAAAACGUGGCGGGCGUCAGGUGCGACGCGUGCCGGGACGGCUCCUUCUUCUUCGACCCGUCCAACGCUGACGGCUGCACCGGCUGCUUCUGCUUCGGAGCCGCCGACAAGUGCGGCAGCUCCAGCAAGCGCAGGGGCAAGUUCGUGGAGAUGCGCGGCUGGCGGCUGGAAGGCGCCGAUCGGCGAGCGGUUCCGUCCGUGCUGAACGCGGCCAGCAACACGGCGGUGGCCGACGUGCAGGAGCUUCCCGCUUCGGUCGGAGCGCUGCACUGGGCGGCGCCGGCGGCGUAUCGGGGAGACCGGGUGUCCUCUUAUGGCGGUUUCCUCACCUACCAGGCCAAAUCCUUCGGUCUUCCCAGCGAGGGAAUGAUUCCGAUGGACAGAACGCCCGAUGUCCUACUGACAAGCGAGGACAUGACGCUGAUCCAUUUCGCUCCCCAAGUCCAGUUGCCGGACAGACUGUAUCAGGGCAGAGUCCAGCUUGUUGAGGGAAACUGGCGCCAUGCCGGUACCAACAGGCCCGUGUCCAGAGAGCAGCUGAUGACGGUCCUCGCGGGCCUGGCGCAUCUGAGGAUCCGAGCCCUGUACUAUACGCGCAGCCAGCGGCUUAGUCUGGGCCAGGUGGGAUUGGAGGAGGCCGCCGACGCCGGGACCGGCGGUCCUGCCAACACGGUGGAGGUCUGCUCCUGCCCCCCGGAGUACGCCGGAGACUCCUGCGAGAAAUGCGCCCCCGGGUACUUCCGAGACGGCAGCGGGCCGCUGCUGGGCCGCUGCGUGCGCUGUAACUGUAACGGUCUGGCAGACGAGUGCGAGGACUGGACCGGGAGGUGCCUGAACUGUAAGUACAACACAGCCGGAGACAGAUGUGAAUACUGCAGGGAAGGUUACUAUGGCGACGCUAUUCAGAGGACCUGCCAGCUGUGUCCCUGCCCUUUCAGCACGGUCGCAAAUAGCUUCGCCGUGGCGUGCCGACAGAUCUACGGAGACUUCCAGUGCAUUUGCAGAGCGGGAUACGCUGGAGAAAAAUGCGAGAAGUGCGCUCCUGGGUUUUAUGGCGACCCGCUGGUUCCAGGCGGAAGCUGUCGCCCUUGUAAUUGCAACGGAGAUGGCAACACCUGUGACCCCGCGACUGGAGUUUGCAAGAACAACCUGGAGCCUGGAGACACCAACGCAAACGACCGCUGCCAAGAGUGCGAUAACUGCGCGCAGACUUUACUGCAAGACUUGGAGAAGCUGGACGACCAGCUGCUGAGGAUCAAAGUUCAGCUGGACAACGCCGCCGCCGGCGCCACCUCCCAGGACAGACUCAGGAAGCUGGAGCGGACCGUAGCCGACACCAAGAAUCUGUUGAACAAAUUCAACAUCUCUGUCAAUACCCAAAGUUCCCGAGUCAAGCAGAUGGAAGACGACAUGCUGACUCUCUCUGAUGACAUCGCGUCUCUUCAAGACAAGGCGGACAAGACAGCCGUGGAUGCUGACAAAGCAGUUCUGGAUGUUGAAAAAUCCCAAAAGAGAGCGCAGGUUUUGGACCGAGAGAUUCAAAACAUGCUCAAGAAAAUCCAAGCUCUGCUGGAGCAGUUGAAGGACGGCUCCGGCGGCGGCGGCGGCGCCCGGCCGGGUGAGGACCUCACCAAGGCGCUGGAGGAGGCCCAGCGCAUGGUCAAGGAGAUGGAGAACAGGAACCUGACGCCCCAGAAGACGGCGGCCGACACGGAGAGGGAGGAGGCCAGGAAACUCCUGGACUACAUCAAGAGCGACAUGAGUAAGCAGUUGGACCAAAACGAGAACUCGGCGGGAAGGUUGAAGGAGCAGCUGAACAACUACGACGCCAGGCUGAAGGAGCUGGACAAGUCCCUGAAGGACGCCACGGAGCUGGUGAAAAAAGCCAACGCCCAGAACGGACUCAACGCCCAAGCGAUGCCCGAGCUCCAGAAUCGCAUCAACAACCUGAUGAAAAAACGCAAGACCGUCAAGGACCAGAUGGCGACGACGGCAGAUGAACUGAAGAAAGUGGAAGAUUUGAUCAAAGCGCUUUCCAACAACAAAACGGCGUACGAAAAGUUGGCGGCUGAGCUGGACGGCGGCAAGACGGACUUGACCAGGAUGGUCAACGACCUCUCCAAUGCCGCGGGCAAGGAGGACGUCGUGCGCAACGCCGAGGAUCACGCCAAAAAUCUCAAGAGGCUGUCCAAGGAACUGGAGGACACCGUGAAGGGCGCCAGUGAACGCCCCGAGGUGCAAAACGCCAACGACGCCAUCGACGCCUACAAGAACAUCACAGACGCCAUCAAAGCCGCCGAGGUCGCCGCUAACCAGGCCAAAGAAGCCGCCGACAAAGCUUUGAACAAUGUGAAGAAACAAAAACUGGCUGAAAGAGCAAAAGACCUGGAUGAAAGUGGCGCUGAACUGGUUCAGAAUGCAAAAGAGGCACAGAAAUCCCUGGACGACGCCGCCAACGAAAUUCCCGACAUCAAGAGACGCUUGGAGAACGCAAACAGGAAAAAGAACGAUCUUGAGAACGACCUCCUCGACUCGCAAAGGCAGCUGGCGGACAUCAAAAGAGACGACAUCGCGAAUAUGAUCGACGAGGCCAUGAGGAAGGCCGCCUCCGCGAAUGACUCGGCUAGCGACACCAUGGACAAGCUCGACGCCAUGAGGAAGGAAUUGGACAAGAUCAACCUCGCGCCCGGCGAUUCCAACCUCGGCGCUCUGCUGGACGACGUGGACCAAGCGGUGAAAAACUUGUUGAAAACCAUCCCGUCACUGAGCGACAAGAUCUUGGAGGUGGACACCUUGACCUCGCGGUUUACGCCGUUGAAAAACAUCACAGAGAACGUCAAGAAACUCAAAGAGCUCAUCAAUCAAGCGCGCGACGCGGCCAACCGGAUUUCCAUCCCGAUGAAGUUCACAGGCGACGGCCACGUGCAGUUGCACCCGCCCAAGGACCUGGAUGAGCUGAGGGCCUUCACGGACCUGUCCUUGUCCCUGCAGAGGCCCGAGGGCAGGGGCGACGGAAGGCGCCGACGCAAGCAGGCGGCGGACAAAGGAGACAUGUUUGUCAUGUACCUCGGCAACAAAGAUCCCUCCAAGAACUACAUCGGGAUGGUCCUGAGGAACAACGUGCUGUACGGCGCUUACAAGCUGAACGGAUUGGAGCACGUGAUGAAAACGGACUCCAUCACAACGUCGCCAUCCGAGCCGGCCAAGUUCGACAAGGUCGACCUGCGCAGAAUUUAUCAAGACGCAGAGCUGAUCCUCACCAAAGACUUCACGUCAGACACUCCCGGGAUUCCGGUCAAGGGUGCCAACCAAGGGGAGGAACUGAAAAACCUUCUGGACCUGAGCCCAGACGACCUGGUUUUCUACGUGGGAGGCUACCCGUCCAACUUCACCCCGCCGGCGCCGCUCAACUAUCCCAUGUACAAAGGCUGCAUCGAGAUGGCGUACUUCAAUGACAAGGUGGUCAGCCUGUACAAUUUCAAGCACAAAGACAACAUCAACGUGGAGACGCCGUGCAAGAGGUACGUGUCUCCAUUGGGCUUUUACCUGGAGGGCAGCGGCUACGGCCGCGUGAUCAUCGACAAGCGAGCCAACGUCCUCCUCAUCGGCAUGUCCCUCCUGACGCAAGCGGAAAACGGUCUGCUCUUGUACAUCGGAAACGAGGAGAACUACUUCACGGUGACGGUGGAGAAGGGCGUUGUUCACCUGCGGAGCAACUUGCUGCAAGAACCGGCCACCAAUAACCUGAAAACGUUCCCGAAACGCGACUGGGUGGACGUCCUCAUCAUUUUGACCAAAGAUGGGAAGUUUACAGUCCGCAUCGCCAGUAAAGAGGUGGCCAAGGCCCAGGCCAAGUUCACCAGCGUGGAAUUCGCAGAAUAUUAUAUCGGCGGCGCGCCUCUCGAGAUGAGGGAAAAGCACAACAUCACCAUGCAGGCCUUGAAAGGAUGCUUGAACAACGUGAAACUCAACCAAAACUUUAAACUGAUUGACGAGAAGGUGGGAAUCAGCAAAGGAUGUCCCAAAGAUUCCCUGAACGCUCGGAAAGCAGAGUUCAGUCCGGGAAGCUCCCUGUCGGCGGACCUUUCGGGCUUCAGCCUGGCCGACGACGUCUUGGUGGCGCUGGGCUUCAAGAGCACCGAGAAGUCGGGAAUCCUCCUGCAGUCCAAACAAGCCGCUAACGGGAUUCAUCUGGCUUUAGAAAACGGCAACGCCGUCGUGUCGUUCGACAAUAAGUUGUGGAAGUCGAACAAGAAAUACAACGACGGCCAGUGGCAUUAUUUGACGGUGUCCAGAAAAGCCGGCAGGACCGAGAUGCUCAUCGACGACGACGACAGCGGCGUGGCGCAGAGCGGGAGCGUCCCGGUGCCGGACUCGGGGGGCUCGGUGAUCCUGGGACGGGACACGUUCAAGGGCUGCAUCUCCAACCUCUACACCAGACGCAGGCCCGGCCACCGGUACAAGCCCGAGGACUUGACCGAUUUCAAGUCGUCGGGAGACGUCCUGCUGGACGUGUGCGUCCCCGACAGUCCGGUCCAACAGAUGAUCGAUCGGGUACCCAAGAAGGACGUGGGAACGCGCGCGAUGAACGACAGCGCCUCUCCGUGCGUGCGACCGGGCCUCUUGGCAGACGCGUACCACAUGGGAGGGCCCGUGAGCCGCUUAAGCUACGGCCUGCCGCUGCAGGUGUUGCAGCCCAGGCCGCACUUCUCCCUGGAGAUCCGGACCCGAUCCCCAGAGGGCCUGCUGUUCUUCGCCGCGACGAGGGGAGGGAACGCUCACCUGGCUUUGUACAUGUCCAAAGGGAGGAUCCGACUUUCAGUGGGCAAAUCUAGCGAGAUCUUCAACAGGGAGAAGUACAACGACGGGAAGUGGCACUCGGUGAUGUUCAGUCUGGAGAAGAAGAAAUUCCGCCUGGUGGUGGACGGGAUCAGAGCGCAGGACGGUCAGCUGAGCGGCGCCGACGUGGCCUCCAUGAAGCACUUCCUGUCGCCCGUCUACUUGGGCAGUGCGCCGCGCUACCUCCACAAAGAGUUAAAGUCCAAGAACCUCCCGAAGCAAACCGUGUCCGGCUGCGUGCGGCGUUUCAAGAUGAACGGCGCCCCCAUGCUGAACCCGUCGGCAAACCACGGGGCGGGCCCCUGUUUCGAGGGCCACACUCAGAGGGGGGCCUACUUCUCGGGGCGCGGCGCGCACGUCGUCAUCAACGACUCCUUCGCCGUGGGAUCGAGUUUCGAGCUGCUGUUUAACGUUCGCCCGAGGACGCCAACUGGACUCCUUCUCCACGUUGGCGAUUCUGGCGGAACCCGGCAAGGACUGAACGCGGGCCACUAUGUCAGCGUUUACCUCCUACGAGGAGAGGUGGUGGCACGAGUCAACAACGGCAAAGGAGAGUUUAUGGCAUCUGUGCGGCCCAAAUCGUCACUUUGUGAUGGAACGUUUCAUAAAAUUUCCGUCAUCAAGAGGAUGCACGUGGUGCAGCUGCACGUGGACACGGUGGACACGUACAAGAUCGGCCCACCGUCUUCCAGUACCCCUUUGACCAAAUAUCCCCUUUACGUAGGGGGCCUUCCCGAAGAGCUGUCGUCGACGCAGACGCCGCCCGUCGCGUCGUCCUUCGUGGGCUGCAUCCAGGACAUGAAGGUCGACGGCGAGUCCGUCUCGUUCGCCAGGUCGCCGUCGGUGGUCGGGCCCGUCAACCUCAAGGAAUGUCCGGGCUGAAACCCGUCACUGCCUUGUUUGUUUCUUUUGCUUUGGCUCAAACCUGGGACCACCUCCAAACAACAACCAUGUGCAAUCUGUCACCAACAAGGCAGAGAAUGUCUAUGUGUGUGCGUGCGUGCGUGCGUGUGGAUGGAUGUAUUUAUUUUGAAAUCAUGCACCAACUCGUCAACGGUUGGUUUCUUUUUUUUAAUAUAUAUAUAUAAAUAUGUUAUUAGUCAGUUGAGGCUGCAGUGUACAGUACAUAACAGCACUUUAAGAAGACAAUAUGAAAAAUGUGGUCAACAACAAAGAUUUAUGUACCAUUUGCAGAUGAUGGCGCUCGCUUCUUUCCCCCUUUUGAUUCCCACACGUUUAUGACCGCGUUUCUCUUUUCUUUUUUUUUUGUGGCAUUCCUUAUGCAUGCAAUCUUCCGAGUGGCCCUCGACCCCCUCAAUUUGGUUUACACGGGACAACAGCAUGCACGACGUCGACAUUGUUGAAGACUAAAAUAGAACAAUGCACACGAUUCAGAUAAUGUUUACCUUUGCGUGCAAAAAGGGAAGGAAAAAAAUUAAUAAAUUAAUCACAAUUAGAGCUUUAAUAAAAAAAAAAAUACAAUAACUUGCAUUCCUGUUUCGUGACCACUGAUUUGUAAACCAUUUUGUAAUACUGCCAAUUAAAUUUCUUUAUAAAUCAAG